AUGGGUGUCAGGAAGUCGAAAAUAGAUCCCCGCCCACUCUCUGUCUCCUGGGGUCAAAGCCCCAGUGUGGAGGUGCGUCAGAGUCGUCCUGAGUCCGAUUCCAAGAGACCUGAAGACCUGUCGCUGCGUGCUCUGCCGGAGUCUGGCCCCACGACGCUGCGACCUGUAGGCCAGUGCGAGGCAGCGAUGGGCCUGGGAGAGACAACGCCGGGGGAGGAAGAGGAAGAGGAGGAAGAGGUGUUCCUCAAGUUUGUGAUACUGCACGCAGAGGAUGACACAGACGAAGCCCUCAGGGUCCAGAGUCUGCUGCAGAAUGACUUUGGCAUCCGACCCGGCAUCAUCUUUGCUGAGAUGCCGUGUGGCCGGCAGCACCUACAGAACCUGGAUGACGCGGUCAACGGGUCCGCGUGGACCAUCCUGCUGCUGACCGAGAACUUCCUGCGAGACACGUGGUGUAAGUUCCAGUUUUACACGUCGCUGAUGAACUCCGUUAACAGGCGGCACAAAUACAAUUCCGUCAUCCCCAUGCGGCCUCUCAACAAGCCCCUGCCCCGGGAGCGGACCCCCUUUGCCCUGCGAACCAUCAAUGCCCUGGAGGAAGACAGCCGGGGCUUCCCUACCCAGGUGGAAAGGAUCUUCCAGGAGUCUGUGUAUAAGAUCCAGCAGUCUGUGUGGAGAGAGGCCAGGAGUUCUGUCCAGAGGCACUUCGUCUCCUGA
Molecule: messenger RNA, 717 nt
Organism: Canis lupus familiaris (dog)
Lineage: Eukaryota; Metazoa; Chordata; Mammalia; Carnivora; Canidae
Gene: TICAM2
Product: toll like receptor adaptor molecule 2
Exons: 1
Coding region: 1-717 (238 amino acids)
Biological process (GO): positive regulation of natural killer cell activation; TRIF-dependent toll-like receptor signaling pathway; positive regulation of myeloid dendritic cell cytokine production
Molecular function (GO): protein kinase binding
Source: RefSeq, marked inferred